Messenger RNA from Phyllotreta striolata, 1656 nucleotides. The record is from the annotation of a GenBank genome assembly. NCBI's taxonomy places the organism in Eukaryota, Metazoa, Arthropoda, Insecta, Coleoptera, Chrysomelidae.
AUGAGCCGCAGGAAGAAAGUAGAGUUAACCGAAGAGGAGAAAUUCGAGCUGGCCAAGCAGGCCGAGCAAGAACUAGCCAGAAUGUGCAGGAACUACACCCUCCUGGAGAGGAACCGCAACCAAAAGGGCGACAAGGGCGGCACACUGCUCAAGCAGAAACGCGUGCUGGACAUCUUCAGGGACGAGCAGCUCGAGCUGCUCACCGAUCUCCGCGUCGCCACCGCCGGCGCCAGGGUCUUCGAGGACGACAAGAACUGCGACAAGAUCAAGGACCUGCUGGACGAGUGCGACGAAUUCGACGAGGAGAUCAAGCACCAGGAGUUCCACCUGGAGGAGAUCGAGGGCCAGAUGACGCUCAACAAGAAGAAAUUGGUCGAUCUGAGCGCCAAGCAAGUCACCGACGAAAAGUACUACCAGAGGGUGGUGCAAGGGGACAAGACCGUGCACAAGCUGGAGAACCAGCUCGAGGUGCAGGUGAAGAAGUUCUGCCACAUAUCGGCGGAUAACAUCGACUUGCGCGAGGAGAUCCGCUAUCUGCUGCACGAAAGGAAGGAAUUCAACAAGUUGUGGGACAAACUCAUCGAGAACCUCUGCAGCGGCAGGAAGUUCAUGUUCGAGCUCAUCGAGCAGGCGACCAUUGCGUACGAUCAACGAGAAGAUUGGGUCAACCAGCUACAGCUGUUGAGGCAAAAAGCCCAUCACGAUCUCAUCAACCACAUAAACGAGAUAAAAACGAUGCAGAAGAAGAUCGACGACGACGUCAAGCUGCAGGAGUUCUUCUCCGUCAAGAACCAGAAGCGGCUGAUGCGCGACUUGGAGGAGAAGGAGAAGAAGAAGCGGCGCAUCAACAGGGAGAACAUGGAGAAGCGGCUGGAGCGGUACCUGCAAAUCCUGCUCGCUGUGAAAGAAUUCGCGAACGAAGAUCGAGUGCAAAUAAUCGCCAACAAUUUCAUCGCCCAGGAGGAGGAGAACUUCGCCAUGUUCAAGUGCAUCAACAGCCUGAACGGGGAUAUGGAGUCCAUUACGGACCGUUUGGCCAAUUUGCAAAUGCAGAUUGAUGCUCAGCAGGAAUUGAACGAGGUCAGGCGCAAGCAGCAAGGCGUCAAGUUGGAGAACCUUCAGGCCGAAUACAAGAGAGUGAAGGAAAUUGCGGAGAAUAAAAAAGAAGAACUGAGAGUUGUUAACGAUACUUUGAAGGAUAUUCUAUCAAGUAUAAAUGCUCUGUUCAAAAUGUUUGGUUGCAAGAGCGAUCCUAUAGUGAGAUUAUUAGGCCACAACCAGUCGAUCAACAAUUACAACGCGCUGUUGUACUUGGAGAUAUUGGAAAGGAAUAUUGUUGAAGCGAUGGUUGGAAACUUCUACAAAGAAAGAAUAAUUGAAGAAAAAACCUCCAGAGAUGUACUAACAAUGGUAGAGGAGACGAAUCCUCCAUUAGUUGAGCCUAUUAGCAGAAUUGUAACAUCUACUCCAUGUGCUUUAUGUCUCGAACACGAUCAGGUCUUGGAUGUAAUUGACAUAUUGCAAUUUGCCAUGACCAAGGAGGAGGCCCAAGCCAAAGUGAGAGAACGUAUAAACGAUGCGGAAUCCUGUCUACACAACGUGUCUGCGUGCCAUUUGCCCAAGUCCAGACAAAUUGUACAAAAAAGAUAUCAAUAA